Molecule: messenger RNA, 1947 nt
Organism: Microsporum canis CBS 113480
Lineage: Eukaryota; Fungi; Ascomycota; Eurotiomycetes; Onygenales; Arthrodermataceae
Exons: 5
Coding region: 1-1947 (648 amino acids)
Molecular function (GO): ATP hydrolysis activity; ATP binding
Source: RefSeq, a predicted model, not a curated record
AUGGGGUUUAAUGUCUCGGAGGCCGUCUGGAGAUGGAGGUGUAAGACGUUUGGCACUGGCGACAGACUCCAGCCUCGCCCCCAUGCUCGCAUGCAAUCCGCAUCCUCCAAGAGCACUUCUGCUCCCGAAGAACAGACUCAAGGAACCGAUGCUCUCAUCAAAGUCUUCUACGAGGCCAAGGACAGUCGUGAAGACUUGAAAAAAUGGGUUGACUAUCCGCCCAAACAGCUCAGCAAGAGCGUAUCCAAGGCCCAGGAUAGAGCGGCUAUCAAGGUCUACAAGAUGAAUGACAUGGACAAGCCGGUCAUCAGUGGCUAUCCGAGCUUGAAGUACUAUAAUAUCACCAUUCAGAGCCCUCUCCUGGUCGCCGCGCUCAAGGACAUCGUUGAGAAGGAUGAGGUCUACCUUGAGAAGACGGAGGCUGCAGAGUUCACGACCCCUUUCGCGCCACUGUACUUCCACGCAAACGAGAUAGCUGACCUCUUGAAGGAUGCUGAGAAGGGCAGCCGUUUUAUGGAACACCUCCAGCUGCUGCUAGCUCUCAUGGACGACAUGUUUAUGGAAACUCGCAGCCGUGUUCAGACACUGCAGUCCAGUGGCCUCGUCUCCUUCAACUUGCUCUGGGCAUAUUUACCUUCUGGAUCACCCCUCUAUAUAUGGGAAGGAGAAUGUGAGUCCCUGGGCAAGGUUGUUAGCACUGAAAUUAUCAAAGGCAACUCCUGUUCCUUGAUGCGCAUACGAUGCAAGAUCAUGAAGUUUGACGGCCAAGCGUACGUGUGGGAAGAUUACAGCGCUGUGAUCCCUUCUUUUGAGGGAAAUAUCCCCAUCACACAGUUGGAUUACUAUCCACUGAGGUUCCAUGAGGAUCCAGAGGCAGUUAAGUCGCGGUUGAUGAAACGAGCGAAGAAGGCUCUGGACUACCAGGGGCUGACUUAUGCCUCCUACACUGGCGUCGCCAUUUACAAGACCAAAGAUUCGGUGAUGAAACACAAUGUUGACGGUAGGAUUUUGGUCGAUAUUGUUGGAUAUAAUAAGCACCAUGAGGCUCAAAGGACCAACUCAGGAGUAGAGAACCCCCUGAAACGGAAACAGCGUGUCCUUCAAGCAGCUAAAGGGAAAAAAGACGAGAAGACCGCCUUGCAUAUGGACGGACCGAACAAAGUCAAAGUUAUUAGUGGGAAGAGAGUGGGCGAUCCGAGGGCGACAAAGCACAUCCCCAAGGAAGAACAAGAGAAGAACAAGGAAGGGAUGCUGGCGCUAGGAGAGGACAUCAUAUACAUGUCCCCCUUUCUCGAAGGGUACGCUCUGAAGAACAAAGAAUGGCGCCAGGGGUUGAACAUCCUCCUAAGUGGUCCUCCUGGAACGGGAAAGACGCUCACGGCGGAAGCUGUCGCCGACAGAUGUCGUAAGCCUCUAUACUACCUCCAGGCGGAAGAUCUCGGCAUUCAAGCGGCAGAGCUCGGAGGAAAUAUCAAAAAAGUAUUCGACUUGGCCUUGGAAUGGAACGCGGUCAUCCUCCUCGACGAAGCAGACGUCUUCAUGGCAGAGCGCAACCCAAACGACAUCCACCGCAACGAGCUAGUCUCCAUCUUCCUGCGAGAACUCGAGUACUACCGUGGAGUCAUCUUCCUAACCACCAACCUUUACGACACCAUUGACACAGCGUUCAGAUCCCGCAUCAACCUGCAUCUCCUGUUCAAAACACUAUCGCCAAGUGCCAGGUUGCAGGUAUGGGCUAAGUUCCUGGAACGCCUGCCUCCUCUGCCUGCGACAGCAGGAAGGAAGGAAGAAAAGAGCGUCUUGCAUGACCUGAGUGAGGAAGACUUGAAGGAGCUUUCCAUGUGGCAGUUGAAUGGACGGGAGAUCAAGAAUGCAGUCAAGAUGGUGAAGUCAUGCUUUGUUGGUAGCUUCACUCCUGAACCGGACCCGGACCAACGUGGUCUCUAG